GGAAAUGGAGCUCCUGGUCCGAUUUCAAUGAGAGCCAUAGGCCUCCAAAAAUAGGGUUCAAAAAGGGCCAGAGAGCAAGGAGUCAUCCCAUUUUUAGCCGUUGCCGUAGCUGGUCGUCGUCGUCGUCGCUGCUCCCAAUCUGCGGCCGUCGGUGUUGCCUUCGACUUUAAUCCACAAGGGCGAGCAGCACCGACCGAGCCGAUCCGCUCCUCUUCUUGGUUCUUCUUCAAUAAAUCAGCAGAGCAGGAAAGAUCUGUGAGCGUUCUUGCAGCCGGCAGGGGUCCAGGAUUACGAAGGAAACCAAGAACGCAAGAAACGUCUAAGAAGAGGGGAGGAAAGAUUUGGGUGUAGAUUGGUAGAUAUAUUACACAGGUUUUGUUUUGGUGUAGGUUAUUAGCAAAUAAAUAGCUGGAGAAGAAGCCUGGCAAAAAAAAGGUGAAAUUUGUGGAGAACAUGUUUGGGAUCCAAACCAGGGAUGUGGCAGAAGAUUUCAACUCCUGGAGGAGGACAUUAAGGAACACACCCACCGUCUCAAUGCCCAUGAACAACCACAACAUUAUGUACAACACAGGCAAGAGUUUGUUCAAUGUACACCUCAUGUCUGUCAAGUUUGAAGACCUGUAUGGAUUCAUGGUGGAGGGCAAUGUGGACGAUGUCAAUGUGCUGAAUGAGGUGCGGGAGAGGAUCAGGGAGCAAGGCAGGGUGUGGUGGGCGCUGGAGGCAAGCAAGGGUGCAAAUUGGUAUCUCCAACCAAAGAUUUCUUCAAACGAGGGGGUGAUCAGUGUCACAUCACUCAAGUUGUCAGUGCUCACUAAUACAAUUACAUUGAGGAGGUUGAUCAGGAAAGGUGUCCCCCCGGUGUUGAGGCCAAAGAUCUGGUUAUCUGUGUCAGGAGCAGCCAAGAAGCGGUCAACGGUGCCAGAAACAUACUAUGAUGAGCUAAUUCGUGCUACGGAGGGGAAAACCACACCAGCCACAAGGCAAAUCGAUCAUGAUCUUCCUCGCACUUUCCCUUGUCAUCCUUGGUUGAACAGUGACAAAGGUCAGGCAUCUCUGCGGCGAGUACUUGUGGGGUACUCAUUCCGUGAUUCAGAAGUUGGGUACUGCCAGGGUCUAAACUAUGUAGCUGCACUCUUGUUGCUUGUGAUGAAGACAGAGGAGGAUGCAUUUUGGAUGCUUGCUGUACUCCUUGAGAAUGUACUUGUCAGUGAUUGCUAUACUGACACUCUUUCUGGAUGUCAUGUCGAGCAGAGGGUGUUCAAAGAUCUCCUGGCUAAGAAGUGUCCAAGGAUUGCUGCUCACCUUGAAGCAAUGGGGUUUGAUGUUUCACUUGUUGCUACAGAAUGGUUUUUGUGCCUCUUCUCAAAGAGCCUGCCUUCAGAGACAACACUUCGGGUAUGGGAUAUAUUAUUCAAUGAAGGAGCCAAUGUUUUGUUCCGUGUUGCUCUCGCAAUUUUCAAGAUGCGAGAAGAUGAUCUACUGCGCAUCCAACAUAUCGGUGAUGUGAUUGAUAUUUUGCAAACAACCACACAUCAUCUAUAUGACCCUGAUGAACUCCUGACAUUCGCGUUUGACAAGAUUGGUUCAAUGCCAACAAAUACAAUCACAAAGGAAAGGAAAAAGCAGGAGACUGUUGUCCUGGCUGAGCUUGAUCAAAGAACAAGACGGCUGAGUUCACUCAAGAUGGAUGGAUAGUUUGUAAAAUACAAGUUCUUGAAAGCUGUAGUCUUGGCCUAUUCGGCACCUGGUCCCACAGCGUAUGCUUCACUGAGCGAAAAAUCAUGGGUCUACCGAAUACUGGGAGAUGGAAAGCUGCAGUAUGUGUUUGUUGAACACGAGUUUUUGGACUUCAUAUUGUGUGCUUUUGUGUGUUCUUCCUUUGUGUUUGCAAUUCAUAUUUACAAGAU
Molecule: messenger RNA, 1907 nt
Organism: Zea mays
Lineage: Eukaryota; Viridiplantae; Streptophyta; Magnoliopsida; Poales; Poaceae
Exons: 8
Coding region: 454-1695 (413 amino acids)
Biological process (GO): regulation of GTPase activity
Molecular function (GO): small GTPase binding; GTPase activator activity
Source: RefSeq, marked predicted